UUCCUUUAAUAAUAUUCAUUAGUACUGUCGAAUCUAAGUUAGUGAUUCUUGAAAUGGUUUUACUCAGUCCAGUUUCACUUCCAGCCAUCGAACCACGAGUUUAGCCGGUAGAGGUCGGGCGGCUUACAAAUCGGGCAUGUCCGGACGUAAGGUGAAGAUAUAGAUAAAUUUCAGGAAUAGUGUAUUGUAAAACAUAAGAAAGAUUAUUAACAUUAACGACAGCGAUGUGACAAUUACUUAGAAGAUACUUUGUUUUUAACGAUUAAGGUUAGGUAGCCUACCGGGACAGCUAAUAGAUACUGGGAAGCUAGGUAGUUAAUUUAGACCUGUAACUUCACAUUUCUGCAAAGACUGAGCUAUGCUUCAAGUUCGUUUACCGUGUUUGUCCAGUGAAGGAUGCUGAGAAGCUGUAGAAGGCUGGUUUUCCUAAAGCCUGCCUCUGAUGGCUGGAUGAGACGGGCUCUUUCUCAGGGAUGCUGUGCCUUGGUACAGGGAGGGAAGCUGAGGGCCUUCCUGUGUCAGUCCUCCUCCUCCCUGAGAGGUCCUAGCACCUCCUGCAACAGGCUCGGACCGUACGGGGGCAAACCGGGGUCCCGCUGCCUGACCCCGCCCUCUGCGGGACGUAGGGGCCUCUCCCAGGGCCCCUCGGACUCCUCCCCGGGCGUCAGGCUGCGCACGCGGCUGGGGGUGACCCUGCUGAUCGGCGCGGGGGUGCUGGGCACCUGGUGGUACGUGCGUUCGGAGAAGCAGCAGAGGCAGCGGCUGCAGCGCUUGGAGCAGCUGAAGCAGGUGGCGGUGGGCCAGGGGGACUUCAGCCUGCUGGACCACACGGGCGUGCGGCGGAGCAAGCGGGACUUCCGCGGGCAGUGGGUGCUGCUCUACUUCGGCUUCACCCACUGCCCGGACAUCUGCCCCGACGAGCUGGAGAAGAUGAGCGACGUGGUGCGGGCCCUGGACCGCGAGCCGCGCCUCCCUCCCCUGCAGCCCGUCUUCGUCACCGUGGACCCCGAGCGUGACGACGUGGCCGCCAUGGCGAGGUACGUCAGGGACUUCCACCCGCGCCUGGUGGGGCUGACGGGCACGCCCGAGGAGGUGCGGGAGGCCGGCCGGGCGUACCGGGUCUACUGCAGCGCCGGGCCCAAGGACGAGGACGGCGACUACAUCGUGGACCACACCGUGCUCAUCUACCUGCUCAGCCCCGACGGCCUCUUCCUCGACUACUACAACAGGACCAAGGACGACAAGCAGAUCGCCGACAGCAUCCGCAAGCACAUGGAGUCCUACGUGAAGCUUUUCCCCGACUGAAACUGAAGGGCUGUUUGUGUCCUUUGUGUCUGAUGGUGGCGUGCGUGCAUGCGUGUGCGCGUGUGUGUAACGGAAGUUUCACAACUGUCUUUAAAAUGAGAUGCAUCCUAAAGCCAUCAUGCCUGUCAGUCCUUUUGCUGUGAGAGAUGUAAGCCACACCCCUUUAUACUCAGUGAAUAAACAUGCCCCAAGCUUUCUUUGCCCAGUCAUAGGGCUGGGCCCUCCUCAUCCGUAAAACAUCCGGUCACACUCCCGCAGCAGCUGCAUAUUUUCACUGCGCUGUCCGGCUGCUCAGCUGCGCAGUCACUGCUCUGCAGGCAGCGCAGUCAGCGUAGUCGGACUGCAGUCGCUGCGCUGGCCAGAGGAAUCGCUUCUGUGUGAUGCAAUGCUGAGAACCUUGGCAGCCGAGCCCUUCCUUCCUGGGUUAGGCUACAGCCAAUCGUACGCCUGCCUGUAGGGCUGUGCUUCGGUGCUCAACGCCAGCCUGCUGGGCGUGUCCCUGCACUGAAACGUAGCGUCUUAGGAGGAGGCUUGCAGUUUUGAGUAACUCUUUGUGCAGUCAACAGGCAUUUCUCAGCUGAACAUUUCCAUUGUUAACACUGAUCCUGAAAGCCUGAGUGGGGGUUUGUUCAAGUGAAAAUGUGACUUGAUUUUGACAGUAUGUGUCACUCAUAAGUCUCUGUAAGGACAACAGUGACUGCAGGAUUCAGACAGGGAGAAGAACUCUAUGCCACUAUGUGUCUGGUCAUUAUUGAAUUUCCUGUUGUUCACAAUUGUGCCAAAAAACUCUGUAGUGUAAUUUACAGUGUAAUAAAAGAUACUAAAUAAUCAUAGUUA
Molecule: messenger RNA, 2142 nt
Organism: Anguilla anguilla (European eel)
Lineage: Eukaryota; Metazoa; Chordata; Actinopteri; Anguilliformes; Anguillidae
Gene: sco2
Product: protein SCO2 homolog, mitochondrial
Exons: 2
Coding region: 397-1305 (302 amino acids)
Biological process (GO): mitochondrial respiratory chain complex IV assembly
Source: RefSeq, a predicted model, not a curated record